AUGGAGGAGACUGUUGAGGAGCAUUUGAUUGGGGCUAAGAUCAAAGUGUUUUAUGGGACGUUCAUUGAUACUCCUUUCAUUGGAAAAUUAAGAGUUAGACAACAUACUGCAGUUGGUGUAAAUGAAAAUGGUACUAUAGUAUUUAUAAAGGAAAAUUGUGAGUCUCCUGAUAUUGCUUUAUUAGAAUACAAUCCUGAUAUUAAUAUCAAUGAUAAUGUGGAGUUUAUAAAUAAACAGUGUGAAAAGGAAUACAGUACUUUCUUCUUUCCUGGAUUUAUCGACACCCAUAUCCAUGCAUCUCAGUACCCCAACUCAGGUAUAUUUGGAAAUACUACUCUGUUAGAUUGGCUAACAAAGUAUACAUUCCCACUUGAGGCAUCGCUAAAAGAUUUAUCAAUAGCUCACAAAGUCUAUACCAAAGUAGUAGAAAGGACAUUAUCCAAUGGUACUACUACCGCCGCAUAUUAUACAACAAUUGAUCCUGAAUCAACGAAAUUGAUGGCCAAAAUAUGUUCUGAAAGAGGUCAGAGAGCUUUAAUCGGGAAAGUCUGCAUGGAUAGAAACAGCCCUGAUACAUAUCAGGAAUCUACCCAUGAAUCUUUGGAAUCAAGUGAUGAAGUUAUUGCAUACAUUCGUAAUACUUUGAAGGAUCCAAAAAUUUUACCUAUUCUAACACCAAGGUUUGCACCAACUUGUUCUUGCGAAUUAAUGAAGGGAUUAUCAAAAUUGGCUCAAAGUUACGAUAACUUACACAUCCAAACGCAUUUAUCUGAAAAUUUAAAAGAAAUUGACUGGGUUAAGGAGCUUUUCCCAGAUUGCUCUUCUUACACAGACGUUUACUAUAAAUAUGGACUAUUGACAAACAAAACUAUUUUAGCACAUUGUGUGCAUCUAAGUAACCCUGAGAUCGAACUAAUUAAAACUGCUGGUGCUGGGGUAGCCCAUUGUCCAAUUGCCAAUACAUCGUUAUCAUCUGGAGAAUGUCAUGUUAGAAAACUUAUUGACGAGGGAGUCAAUGUUGGGUUGGGUACUGACGUUUCAGGUGGGUUUUCUUCUAGCAUCUUAGUAACAGCUAGACAAGCCCAUUUGGUGUCCAGACAUUUAUCUAUGAAAUUCGAGGAUGAGGUUGAUAAAGAUCAUAUGAAAUUAUCUGUAGUUGAUGCUCUGUAUUUAGGGACACAAGGUGGUGCCAAUGUGUUAAACAUGGGUGAUAAAUUAGGAACAUUUGACGUUGGUAAAAAAUUUGACUCCCAAUUGAUUAAUAUCAAUUCUGAAUACGAUCCUGUAGAUAUAUUUCAUUGGCAAGUUCCAUCUGAGAAUAAUGAUAGUUUUACCAUGGAGGAAAUUAUUAGUAAAUGGUUUUUCAAUGGAGAUGAUCGUAAUACCAUUAAUGUUUGGGUUGAUGGAUCACAAAUACUAUAG
Messenger RNA from Vanderwaltozyma polyspora DSM 70294, 1422 nucleotides. It is a transcript of the gene GUD1, whose product is annotated as guanine deaminase. Lineage: Eukaryota; Fungi; Ascomycota; Saccharomycetes; Saccharomycetales; Saccharomycetaceae. Bases 1 to 1422 code for a protein of 473 amino acids. Gene Ontology annotation, biological process: guanine catabolic process. Gene Ontology annotation, molecular function: guanine deaminase activity; zinc ion binding. Gene Ontology annotation, cellular component: cytosol. The transcript has a single exon. The record is from RefSeq and is a predicted model, not a curated record.